Dracunculus medinensis (Guinea worm) is the source of this 1101-nucleotide messenger RNA. The record is from the annotation of a GenBank genome assembly. NCBI's taxonomy places the organism in Eukaryota, Metazoa, Nematoda, Chromadorea, Rhabditida, Dracunculidae.
AUUUUAAAAUUUCAGUGUGCCAUGCAGUGCCGUGAUGGUCGAGAUGGAUUACCAGGACCUCGCGGUGAACAAGGCCCAGUGGGACCACAAGGCCCUCCGGGCCCACAAGGGCCUCCCGGACCACCUGGAAUGGUUGUUCAGCGUUCUGAUGAGUCGAUGUCCGUGCAGCAGAGCAUACCUGGUCCACCAGGGCCUCCAGGACCACCAGGUAUUAUUCCUUUUUGCCAAGAUAGUUAUUCUAAAUCUCCCUUAUUUUUUUUUUUACUCUUUUCUACCCACAUCUAUCAAACGUCAAUUGAACUGUUCUCGUCAGCAAAAUCAGUGAAUAUCGGUACACUAGCAUUUUGCAUUUCAAGUCAGCAACUCUUUCUUCGAGUUAAUGGUGGAUGGAAAAAUGUUCGACUCGAAGGUUUUCAUCCGAUUCUUGAACAGCGUCCUUCCGUGGUAAAAUUUUUAUUUCUUCAUUCCCAAUUUCUGCUUUGGUUCGCUUCAUCAAUAGGAUACAAUAGAAUAGAAUUUCUUCAUUGUCUGAGAAAAUUACUGAGGAAUAAAAGUACAGUUAGGGCACUUCAUCUGAUUGCACUAAAUACUCCAAUGUCUGGUAAUAUGCGUGGUGUACUAGGUGCAGAUUUGGCUUGUUAUCAACAGGCACGACAGGCUGGCUUCCGAACAACAUUUCGUGCUUUCCUUUCAUCUCAAGUUCAGGAUUUGAAUAAAAUUGUGCAUUAUGGCGAUCGAGAAACACCCGUGGUGAAUUUACGUGGAGAGAAAUUAUUUGAAUCAUGGAGUGAUAUAUUUCGUAAUAUACCUAUGAAUGAUGUACCGCUAUAUUCAUUUGAUCGUAGGAAUAUUCUACAGGAUUAUACCUGGGGUAGAAAAAUGAUUUGGCAUGGCUCGGAUUCAACAGGCAGUCGGAGUGAAUCAGGUUAUUGUAAUGCGUGGAGGUCUUCAAGUCCAUCACUUUUUGGUAGUGCGUCACCUUUUGCAACAUCGAGGCCACUUCUUGGUACUUAUGAAAAUGUGGAUUACUUUUUUCAGAACAUGAGCAAAUAUAAUGUUGAUCAGCGGCUGGGAAAAAAACGAUUGCAUUUCGGUAGCUGA